Messenger RNA from Gastrolobium bilobum, 3456 nucleotides. RefSeq names its product regulator of telomere elongation helicase 1 homolog. NCBI's taxonomy places the organism in Eukaryota, Viridiplantae, Streptophyta, Magnoliopsida, Fabales, Fabaceae. Gene Ontology annotation, biological process: negative regulation of t-circle formation; negative regulation of DNA recombination; regulation of double-strand break repair via homologous recombination. The coding region runs from base 7 to 3039 and encodes 1010 amino acids. Gene Ontology annotation, cellular component: nucleus. Gene Ontology annotation, molecular function: DNA binding; ATP binding; DNA helicase activity. The transcript has 24 exons. The record is from RefSeq and is a predicted model, not a curated record.
GAAAAAAUGCCAACAUACAAGAUCAGGGGAAUCGACGUAGAUUUUCCAUAUGAAGCCUAUGAUUCCCAGCUCGUUUACAUGGACAAAGUCAUUCAAUCACUUCAGGAGAAAUGCAAUGCACUGUUGGAGAGUCCCACAGGAACCGGGAAAACACUAUGUCUUCUCUGUGCUACCUUAGCCUGGCGGAAGAGCCUGGGCAGAUUCAGGACUGGUGUAAGCAUGAAGACUGGUGAUAAUUCAGAGGGUGAAAAAGAGGUUGCACCAUCACAAUCUGAGGCCCUAGGUUUUCCUACAAUUGUAUAUGCUUCACGCACUCACAGCCAGAUCCGUCAAGUAAUUCGAGAGUUGAAACGAACGUCUUACAGGCCUAAGAUGGUAGUCCUAGGAUCUCGGGAGCAACUUUGCAUUCAUGAUGAAGUGAAGUUACUUCACGGGAAAACACAAACAAAUGCUUGCCGAAUGCUCUGCCGAAGGGGUGGGAAGCGUCAAUGUAACCAUUUCAAUCAAGUUUCUGGUUACUUGAAGAACAAUCCCCAUCUGGGAGAAGAACCUGUAGAUAUUGAGGAUUUGGUCAAUAUUGGCAGGAGAUUUGGGCCUUGCCCUUAUUAUUUAUCAAAGGAGCUCCACAAGAUUGUUGAUAUAGUAUUUUCUCCAUACAACUAUCUUAUUGAUCGUGGUUAUAGAAAAUCUCUGCAAUUUUCUUGGAGCAAUAGUAUACUCAUAUUUGAUGAAGCUCACAACCUGGAAAGCAUAUGUGCUGAUGCAGCUUCCUUUGACUUGCCUUCUUGGCUUCUAACAGCUUGCAUUUCCGAGGCUGAAAGUUGUAUUAACCUUUCAAUAAAAAGAAGAGAAAAAUCAAAUGAUAAGUCACAUAAUCCAGAUGAUUUUGCUAUCCUUAGAGCACUUCUUCUAAAACUUGAAAAGCGUAUUGCUGAGGUGCCUAUUGAAUCUAAGGAGUUGGGAUAUACCAAACCUGGGCCUUAUAUCUAUGAAUUGCUGGCUGAUCUUAACAUCACACACGAGACUACUAGUAAGCUUACCAAGAUAAUUGCAGAAGCUUCAACCCUUCUUGAGGAACAUAAUCAGCAGAAAUCAACUGGAACCAUCUGCCGGUUGGAUAAUAUCAGUGACAUCCUAGACAUUGUUUUCAGGGAAGGAAGAACCACUCAUGCUAAAUACUAUCGUGUUAAUGUGCGGGAGGUUGAGGCUUGGGCUGCCAAUGGCUCUAAAGGCAAGGUAUCAAGGACACUCGGUUGGUGGUGCUUUAAUCCAGGAAUAGCUAUGGAAGAAUUUCCUAAGUUUGGGGUCAGAUCUAUUAUCCUGACAUCAGGAACAUUAUCUCCUAUGGAAUCUUUUGCCCAGGAGCUGAAAUUAGACUUCCCCAUUCGGCUGGAAAAUCCACAUGUAAUAACCCCAAGUCAGAUAUGGGCUGGAGUUGUACCAGUUGGUCCUUCAGGACGUACUUUCAACUCCUCUUACCGCACUCGCGAUUCGCCGGAGUACAGACAGGAGCUUGGAAAUGCAAUUGUAAAUUUUGCCCGAAUUGUUCCUGAUGGACUUCUUGUAUUCUUCCCAUCUUAUUACCUUUUGGACCAAUGCAUUGGGUGCUGGAAAAGCUUGAAUAAUGAAAAUUCAACAUCAAUAUGGGAGAGAAUUUGCAAACACAAGAAACCAGUUAUAGAACCUAGGGAAUCUUCAUUAUUUGCCUCAUCAAUUAAGGACUACAUAUCUAAGCUGAACGACACCUCUGCAUCUGGUGCAAUUUUUUUUGCUGUUUGUCGAGGGAAGGUAAGUGAAGGAUUAGAUUUUGCAGAUCAUGCUGGAAGAGCUGUGAUAAUUACUGGUUUACCAUUUGCCACAAGCACUGAUCCUAAGGUUCGUCUAAAACGUGAAUACUUGGAUCAACAAUCUCAGACACAAGAGGGGUUGUUCAAGGUUAUGUUGGUUUUAACUGGAGACGAAUGGUAUAACCAGCAAGCCUCACGAGCUGUGAAUCAAGCUGUUGGACGUGUAAUUCGCCAUCGCCACGACUAUGGAGCAAUUAUUUUCUGUGAUGAAAGGUUUGCACAUCCACAUCGUCAGUCCCAAGUCUCACGUUGGAUACAACCUCACAUCAAGUCUUUCUCAAGAUUUGGAGAAGUCGUUUUUACUCUAACUCGAUUUUUCCGGGAUGGAGGAACCCAGGGUUCUAAAAAGCUGUCAUUAUUAAAAGCUGAAAAUGAGGGAAAUCUGGGAGAAAUGCCAUCAUCAGAGAACUGCAUGGACAGGUUUUCUGUGGAAAAAUUUCUGUCGCCUCUGACUACACCAGUGGCUCGAAAUAGCUCUCUGAAAGCUUCAUCUUUGCUUGAUACUAAAAAAGGCUGUACUUCAUUCCCGGGGGAAAUUGUGCCUGCCAAUCGCUCAUCUCUUGCUUCUGACAAUUGCAAGAUUGUAGGUUGUGAAAGUUCAAGAGAUAUAUGUGGCACAGUUUUGCAUGGAAGGAAGACCAUGCUCUCACGGGAAUGUGAUGCGGUUGAUUUGUCUGACAGUUGCGAAUUGGGUGAAAAAUCAAAGGAAACGCUGAUAAAACCUUGUUCUGCCAAGAAGCGUCGAUUUAUAGCUGGAGAGUAUGACUUAAAGCAACAUUUUGGAAAUUCUAAUGAGCAUUCAUCAUCUGCUAGUCAAAAUGCUCAAGGUGGUGAUCUGCGAUGUAAAGGUGACGGGACCUCCCAAAGUAGAAGUCUUGAGUUCGUUAGACAAAAUGUCAAUCUUCCUACUGAUUCCGCACCUUCUGCAAGUCAUGAAACCCAAGGUUCAGCAUUCCUUGCUCAGGUACGAGAUAAGCUUAGUGCUACAGAAUAUAUAGAUUUUGUGGGUUAUAUGAAGGCUCUUAAGACCAAAGCGAUGAAGAUUAGCGAAGUUUUACAAUGCAUUUCUAGAUUGUUCAGUGGACCCGAGAGGCUUCCUCUCCUUAAAAGCUUCAAGGAUUACAUCCCAGCAAAAUAUCAUUCUUUGUAUGAGCAGUACGUUGAAGGCAAAGAUCAACCACUUGGAAGUUAGGUGAAGGUGCCCUUCUCGUGACUGUCACUGGUAAUUUUUCAACUAAAACCCAGGAGUAUUCUCUCAAACAGAUAAUUAUAUCGGCUCCUUAUUCCAGCAAGUGUACUUUAUGGCAUGGAGGGUGACACAAACAUGUUUUGCAAUGAGUCUCCUUGGGAUUUGUUGCUGACCUGAGUUGAUCAGCAGAAGGAAUGAAUCGAUAUACAUCAAAAGAACGGUGGAAGAAAUUUUUUUAAGGCCUCGAGGCAACUGAGCUCCUUUGAAUGAAUCCCCAGAUCAUCUUUGUAUGAUAACAUUCCCAUUUUUUUUUAUCAAAUAGUUGAGAUAAAACAGUGCGUCUCAUGGCAUAUUUUAUGAAGAAGCUUUUGAAUGUCGAGGUCCAUGAGGAAAUGCAGUGUGUUUUUAUCAUUGUUUUUG